AACGGACUUGUUAUAAAUACCCACAACGCGUACACAACACCAAAUAACCCCAAACCCUCCUCAUCGCAACGCGCUCCUACAAACUCGUCAUCGACCACACACCACGCAAACGCAUACCAAUCAAUGAAAGUCCACAUCAAACACUGGAGCGCCGUCGCUCAAUGGCGCUGGAACACAGGAAACGUAAACCACGAUCAAGACGAUGAAGGCGACGUCUGUGGGAUCUGUCGCGUCCCGUUUGAGGGGUGUUGUCCAUCGUGUAAGAUGCCGGGGGAUGAUUGUCCUUUGAUCUGGGGCGAAUGCAGCCACGUAUUUCAUAUGCACUGCUUGCUCAAAUGGCUAGGAACGGCUGCUUCGAAACAGCAGUGUCCUAUGGAUAGACGUGCUUGGGUCACGGCUGAGCGAAAAGCGAACGAGUUGGCUGCGAGUUAGAUGAUGGCGGUAUGAGCCGGCUUCCGUCUUUGAGUUGGCACCGGAUCAAUCUUCGAAGUUGAGCUGCAGGCGGAUCAACCAUUAACUUAACAGCUCAAAAUUCUUGAUUGUGCAACUCGUGAUUGCAAUCAUGAACGCUGAUGGUGAUCCCGAUCCUUCAUAGGCUCACCCCUGGACAUACACGCGGAUGUACCGUACACAUUUUCAUUUAGGAUUCCCGCCCUGAGCACCAUAAUAUAUAUUUUAGAUUGAUGUACGAUACUAAUACAAGGCGUCAGGGCCAUUCUCCAUCCCCAUCUCCCAACACACUAACGUACACACGACAAAAUACGAUACAAAACCAAAGAAAAACCAGAACA
Suillus subaureus is the source of this 791-nucleotide messenger RNA. Its product is annotated as anaphase-promoting complex subunit Apc11. The coding region runs from base 124 to 432 and encodes 102 amino acids. The transcript has 3 exons. The record is from RefSeq and is a predicted model, not a curated record. Lineage: Eukaryota; Fungi; Basidiomycota; Agaricomycetes; Boletales; Suillaceae. Gene Ontology annotation, molecular function: ubiquitin protein ligase activity; cullin family protein binding; zinc ion binding. Gene Ontology annotation, cellular component: nucleus; anaphase-promoting complex. Gene Ontology annotation, biological process: positive regulation of mitotic metaphase/anaphase transition; protein ubiquitination; anaphase-promoting complex-dependent catabolic process.